Messenger RNA from Metschnikowia bicuspidata var. bicuspidata NRRL YB-4993, 6023 nucleotides. RefSeq names its product Srb9p (gene SRB9). The transcript has a single exon. Bases 318 to 5765 code for a protein of 1815 amino acids. Gene Ontology annotation, biological process: regulation of transcription by RNA polymerase II. The record is from RefSeq and is a predicted model, not a curated record. Gene Ontology annotation, molecular function: transcription coregulator activity. Gene Ontology annotation, cellular component: mediator complex. Lineage: Eukaryota; Fungi; Ascomycota; Pichiomycetes; Serinales; Metschnikowiaceae.
CACCUACCCAUCAAUCCUUUACCCAUCAAUCAUCUACCCAUAAAUCACCCACAUCAAUCAUCUACCCAUCAAUCCUUUACCCAUCAAUCAUCGACCCAUAAAUCACCCACAUCAAUCAUCUACCCAUAUAUCACCCACCCAGCCAUCCACCCACCCGCACACCCGUGCCUCCUGGCUCCCGCACCUCAACUGUCAACUCCUAAGAACCACCCCUUCUUCUCUUUAUCCUCCGCCUAGUUUCGGCGCCACACCCCUCCUCGUGCCUGCACCCCCGGCCGCCCCCGGCCCCGCCGCCCAAACGACCCCGUGCCUCUGCCAUGCCCGUGGCGGACUCCACCGCGGCCGUUGCCACGCACUACUACAAGGUGGCGCGGCUCCAGCUGGUCUCAUAUUCCAUCUACACCACCACCGACGCGGCGCCCGACCAGGUGCUCCUCGAGUUGGAGCUCCGGAUCCGGCACGACCACCCGCGCGUCCUCGUCACGUACAACAACAAGUGCCUUUAUCACUUCCGGCUCGGCCACUGGCCGGCGGCUAACGACUGCCCCGGUUCUAGCCACAACACCCCCGGUUCUGGCCACAACAACCCCGGUUCCAACAACACCCCCGGUUCUGGCCACAACAACCCCGGUUCUGGCCACAACAACCCCGGUUCCAACAACACCAACGAUCCCGCCGGCCCCGCGGACUUGCCCGCCCGGUACCCGCAGCUCACGCGCAAGCACCAUGCGGUCGUGUCGGCCGAGCAACUCGCCAGCCCCGCGGCCGGGCCGCGGCCCCGCAGCGGCACCCCGGCCGGCGCCCCCGCCGCCGACGAGCACCUCCCCUACGCCAGCCUCCUGUUCGCCAAGGCCGUCAAAAAGCUCCUUGUGUACAACGUGGCGGCCGGCGGCCAGAUGCACAUGUUCGGCAACCACGUGGCCGCGCGCACGGCGCCCGGCCUGGCGCAGUACCGCGUGGUCCAGAUGGACCCGGUGUUGCUUGCCGGCGGCGAGCUCUGGGUGCUGGUCACGCAGCGCGCGCGGCUCCCGCUCUUCGACCUGGGCGUGGUCAGCCUCGACCACGUGACGCCCGGCUUCGCCGCGUGCUUCGCCAUCUACGUGGUGCCCGCGGGCUUGCGCUGCCACCUCUACGACCCGCACAACGUGCGGCGCAGCUUCACGGCCACGCCGCCGCGCUCCGCGCCCACGCUCAUGCGGCUCUUGAAGGCCAGCACGGGCGUGGAAUUGGCCGCCAAGCCGCGCGUGGUGUGGGCCAAGCUCGUGCCCAACCUCCAGCACUUGAACAGCCACACCUCGCCCGUGGCGCGCUUCGUGCAUGACGUGGACAACCGCAAGUACAUCUUGUGGCCCUGGGAGCUCUGCAUGCUCCAGUUCGGCAGCGCGGACGUGCCGCCGCGCCAAACGGCCCGCCCGCCGCCCGACCCAAUGGCGCUCCUCGACGCCUACUGGGCCCACGCGCUCAGCGCCCCGGGCCCGGGCCCGCCCGCGGCCGGUAGCACGCCCACGCGGGGCCUGGCCACCGCCGCGCUGGCGCCCGUCGAGACGGGCGACCCGUUCAGCGUGCCCAGCGGGGCAUCCGGCGCCCAGCCGGGCGUGCUGAGCGCCGGGCACGCCAUGCUGCCCCUGGUCUUUCUGGGGCACGUCUCUGCCGCAGCCCCCUUUGGCGACGCGCCGGACCUGGCCUUCCCGUUUGUGCCGAGUGACGGCGGGAAGAAUGACAUCGACAUCGACAUCGACAACAAAAACGACAUCGACAUCGUCAACGACAACGACAACGACAACGACGCCAACGAUAACAAAAACGACAACAAAAACGACAACGACAACAAAAUCGAAAACAACACAAACACCAACACCAACACCAACGCCAACGACAACAAAAACGACAUCAAAAACGACAACGAUAUCGGCAACAGCGGCAGUGAUGACGAUCUUUUCGGCGCAAGCUCCGACCUGGACGCCCGCGAGCUGCCCGACGGAUCCGCCGGCAGCGCGCCCCCGGGCGAGCCCCUCCCAGCCUCGCAGAAUACGCCGCCUCGUGCAAGCGCGUCGCCCAUGCGGGCAAAAGAGGACUCGCCCAGACCGGCCGGGUCCGCCGCGUACUUGGGCAUCCCCCGGAAUGAGAUGAUCCACGCCGACAUCCGGCAAUUCACCCCCGGCUCGUACGACGACCCGGGCGCGCCGCCGCCGCUCGUGCCGACCCCCGCCGUGGCGCAGCACGGCGUGUUCGGCGGCUUCCCGGGUCUCCUGCCGCUCCACGCGCCGCAGAACACGCAUCUGCAGCCGCCCGCCAGCGCCCACAGGCUGGCCCGCCGCGACCGCCGCCACCUGGACUCCGCCGCGGCAUGGGCUUUCUCACCCAUUGUGUUCAACCCGAAAAUCAAAAACAGCAUCGAUACCAAGUACGGCAAGGGGGGCAAGUUCUAUGUGGACACCGAGGAAUCCUCGGGCCCGGAGCUGGAGCCCCGCAGACCGCGCUUGCGCGAGACCAGCGUCCUGGCGUACGACCUCAAUGUCCUCAAGGACUCUGCCGCCCAUCUCCCGACUCGCGUAUCCGACUCCUCGCUGAGUGCUGCCGAGGGCAAGGAUGGCGACACGGCCACGGGCAGGCGGCCUGCCACGGCAGCGAACUUGCCGCCCGAGCUCGCCUCGAACGUCGACCUCGAUAUGCUCUCGGCCGAAAGCGACCACGACGUCGAUUCCGACGACGACAAUGACGACGGCGCCGACGACGACGAAAUCGAAAGUGACGAGGAUGAGGACGACAGCACUCGCUUGCCCUUCUCUGACCUCAACGGGGCCACUUUGAAACUCAACACUCAUGUGGGUGACUUGUUUGACACGGCGCCCUCGCAGGACGCGAUGCAAGACCCGCAUCCGCCCCCUGAACUGGCCGUGUCUGCGCACUUCCCAUUUUCGGGCGCCAACUCGGUGCUCAUCUCUCCAGGGACAGCCCAGAUAAACCCAUCCAGGACAAAUAAGGACAGCUCCCCGUUCGGGCUUGGUAUAGACACACACGCAGUGUCCCUCUCUCCUUUGCCGGUGUCAGACAUGAAGCCCGAUGUGAACCCAGGCGUGGCCUCAGAGCCUCUGGAUCCGCUGCCCAGCAACAAGGACAUCCUGGUCCCCGAGGCCUCAAACACACCAUCGUCGAGCUCCAGCACGUCCAGCGGCGUCUCCGAAUCCUCAAAUUGCUUGCCCUUGAUUCUUCGCAGUAUAAAUACGCAAAGUAUCCCCAACAUGUUUCUUUUGAAUAAAGUUCCUGGGGCUUGGGGUACUGUCUCCAUGGCUGGCGGCUUUGACAUGGAUGCCGACGACGAAGAAGAUGACAUCGAACACAAAGAUGCAGGGCUCUCAGUGAAAGUCAAGCACAUGGAUGAGUUGUUGAACUGGCUCAUGCCGAAUCUAGUCUUUGACUUGGGGCUAACUGAUUUCGAGCGCCACACCCAGUUGCGGCUCCCUGAUUUUUUCUCGGAAGAAGUUCUAACGGGCCUUACCGAUAGUAGCGCGUCACAGGAGACUGCGAGGAUUUUCAAGGAAACAUUCCCUCAAAGCCAUGUCGUCACUUUGAACGAGCUUCUUGUGACCCCAUCGACAUCUUCAAGUGCCGUGUCCUUGCCCGCCCUGGACUCUAAAGCCCCAUUGCCAUUCUUGGAUGAAAUGACCAUGGACAUGAACGAAGGCUCCCUGAAUUUCGCAUCGCCCUCUGCGGAUGCCUCUCUGCUUUAUUGGGACUCGUUUAUCCCGAAUGCUUCCAUUGGCAGCGGGGUUAGCGGAAGCGAAAAGAGAAGAACAGGAAAGUUCGACGAGAAAUCGGUGGUUGUCUUCGAUGAAGUGAAAGUCCAAGUAUGCAAGAACCAAAAAGAUAUCAUCAACCUCAACAUUCUAGGCACUCGGUUUUGGAAAUACUUCAACUUCAGCCCUAUCAAUGGGCCGAAGAAAUUCCAGGUGUUAAUGCUCACGGAAAAUCAUCUGAGGCAUGACAAACAUUUCUCCAAUACUUGCGGUGACGCAGAAUUUUUGGAUAUGUUAAAAUAUAACUAUAUGGACAUGCGCCUAGGAAGUGUGAAAACUCUCAACUUGCAAACUUUCGAAACAAGACCCGAUCUUGAGGGUAUAAGCAACGGAAUACUUAUGAUCGACAAAGACUUGGGAGAUCGCUCGUACAACGAUUUCUACAAAAGAGCAAACAGAAAAUUGAAGAAUUUAGCAGAGUUGAUCAAAUUGGAUCUCAUCAAUCGAACCAACCGAUUUGAGUUCGAUAGACCGCUUCUUCUUUUAUUCAUUGAUUUUGGCGAAAGCAUCAACUCUGUCCUCCAGAUUGCUAAAAUUUGUCGCAAUUUCAAAGUCAACUUGAACAACCAUCAGCUCUCCUUGGUAGAAGUGUUCGCACAUGUGAUUCCUUCCAGUCAUUUAUUUAAAAAGUCCUCAAGUGGGUGCUAUCUCAAAUACCUCUCUGACAGCAAGCUAGCUAAGAUCUCGACCACUAUAUAUAACAAGUGCCCUAACACACAUCUGGUGGAUCUGAAGCUGCCUGUUCUCGAUCGAGAGGAGCCAAGAAAGCUUUACUCUCAACUUGUUAAAGAUACACCGACCUCUAUCAACUUCAAGUUUCUCAGCAGGCUGGGGAAAGAAAGCUUGAACUCGGAUGGUCAAGACGACAUGUUUCUCCAUGUCGCGUACGAGAGGUCAGUGGACAAAAAUUGGAUAUGUGCAGCAUGGUCUGAUCCCCUUGGAAUUGUGACUCAUAUGCGGUCUUGGUAUUGUCCUCCGUCCGCGAAAGCAGGUUCGGAUAAAGACGUGCACGACUUAGGCUCGAUUAUCUUCAAGAUAUGGGAGAUCUCUAAUAACUUAUUCAAGAAACUCAAUGAGGACAUUCUGCAGCGGAUCUGCGGUUCGAGCAAAAAGAAGUUCUUGGUUCUUGCACGUGUGAGCAGCAUCAUUCCUGACGACGAGCUUUUACAUUGGAAACGGCUUACGGCCAAGUACAAGGACAUAUCACUAAUUGUGCUCACAACAAACCGCUUGCCAAAGUAUUUAUUCAAGUCUGCGUCAAGCAAUGGACAUUCAAUGUUUGAUGAAACUCACAAUGAGACAAAAAUCGUGCUGGAAGCUCAAGGAAAUGUCUCCGAAAAUACUGAAAAAAAGAGUUUCAAAUCAGAGGGCUCGGACUUCAUUCAGUCUUUUGACGCGUUUCCCGCGACUCAUUCCUCGACGUCACCUUUGGGGGGCAUCGCGAUGUCUGCAUCACCAAUGAACAAUGCGCUCACAUUCCACUCUCCGCAGCAGUUUCUCAAUGCUCCCUCCAGUAUCUACUUACCGCCAGAUGGGCGACUGGAAAGUAUGCCAAACGAUGCCGACUGCACGCUCAAAGAUACGAGUUUUGACAUUGUAGGUGUGAUUCCAAGAGUGGCACUUCCGUCUUGCAAUUCUCCAACGCGCUACAGCAUGCGUACUGGGUACUUGGUGAAGGAAUCCUUGGCCCUGAAGAAUUUGGUCGAGAAAGAGUACGUGGUGUUCGAGUUUAGCCUUCUCAGUUGUUCAAAUUACUGGAAUCUAGACAACGCGAUGAAAAUCACACUCAAGCAGUUCAAGAAGCUUGUUAUGCUCAAUGAUAUCCUCGGUGUUUAUGAUAGAGCUGCUGUGUCCAUGGACGACUCGCGUAAGGCACGGCAAGCAGAGCUUCAAACACUAGUGCCGUGGCAUAUUAACGCCGUGGUCAAGGCAUUGGACUAUUUGGUGCACGUUCAUGUGGAAGAGUAGACCAGGUUUUAUGACAAAUUACGGGAACAUGUUGUGAAUGUAAAAGACCGAUCGGAGGGUUUUAUGGGGUAUGGAGCAGGACUGCGGCCCAUUGGGUGACCUUAUGCUUCGAAACCCAAGUUGGUGAGACAAAUUAAUUAUAGAUGGUCCGAUGCUUGGAUGCAGAGCGUCUUGAUAACAUUACUUCUCCUGGCUUCAGUUGCUGAAGCCACGCUGUUAUAUGAAAGAGAGAAUAGACCCAUAUUCAAUUCAGAAUGU